Messenger RNA from Mesocricetus auratus (golden hamster), 1130 nucleotides. RefSeq names its product G protein subunit gamma 14 (gene Gng14). Gene Ontology annotation, biological process: G protein-coupled receptor signaling pathway. The coding region runs from base 841 to 1059 and encodes 72 amino acids. Gene Ontology annotation, molecular function: G-protein beta-subunit binding. The record is from RefSeq and is a predicted model, not a curated record. The transcript has 3 exons. Gene Ontology annotation, cellular component: heterotrimeric G-protein complex. Lineage: Eukaryota; Metazoa; Chordata; Mammalia; Rodentia; Cricetidae.
GAGUACACAGAGAAACCCUGUCUCAAAAAACAAGCGAACAAACAAAAAAAACAAAAGGCUGAUACGAUGGUACCUGAGGCAGUUAGAUACGGAGGCACUGGAAGGAAAUGGGUGCCUGAGCGGCUGGGAUGCAAGUCUGGGGAUGGACACAGUAAGAGGUGUAACAUACAAGUAAUGUCAGGCCAGGCAUGAUGGCAAGGUCAGCCUGGGCUACCAUAGUCACUUUGAAGACAGCCUAGGCUACGAGACCCCGUUAAAAUAAUUUUUUAAUGGGGUGAGGGUUGGGCAGUGGUGGCCCACGCCUUUUAAUCCCAGCACUCAAGAGGCAGAGACAGGCAUGGACUUCUGUGAGUUCAAGGUCAGCCUGGUGUGAAGAGCAAGUUCCAAGACAGACUACAAAGCUACAGAGAAACUCUGUCUUGAGAAGAAGGAAGAAAAGAAAAAAGUCCGUUUGGAGUUCAGGGAGGAGCCCAGGUAGGGCUCACACAGCCUGCAUGGGGAGGCAGACUCAGGGAGGGAGGCCUGCUGUCAAGUCCACAGACACCCAGCAGAUAGGAGUCCCACAUCCUCAGGCCUGCAGCCAAGCUGCCUAGUCCCUCAGGGGACCCAAGAAACAUGUGACACCAAAGCAGCCACUGGGCCUCCUGGGGAUCGGACCCCUUCGGUCACAGCAGCUGCUUCUGUUGUUGCCGGUGACAUUUCACUGGGUCCUGGCUUCAAAGUCUCCACAGGGACUGGGAAGGGGGUUGAAGUAUUGAGGCCAGUGUUGAGGAGGGAGCCAGAGUAGGGCAGCUGAGGCUACAGCAGGCAGCCAAGCGUGUUCAGGAGGCUUCAGCUGAGAUGUCCAGCAAGGCGGCCACUGGCAGUGACAUCGGACGAGCCCGCCGGGCAGUGGAGCAACUGCGGAUGGAGGCAGGCAUCAACCGCAUAAAGGUGUCCAAGGCAGCCACAGAUCUGCUGCAGUUCUGCACGGAGCAGGCCAAGACUGAUCCCUUCCUUGUGGGCAUCCCAGCUGCCACCAACCCUUUCAAGGAAAAGAAGCCCUGUGCUAUCCUAUGACCCCAUGAUAAUGCUACUACCCUAUGACCCUGAGUACUAGGGCCUCAAUAAACAUGACUGCUCCUGUGUUA